AUGACAGCAAUAACAUUAAAUGAUCUAGGAGAAGAUAUCAUAUGUUCCAAUAUAGCAAUUCAUUUAUCUCCUGAAGAUAUUUUUUCUUUAUCUUUGGUGUCUCAUAGUUUUUAUAGCUAUUUGACAACUAAUGACAUUUUUCAUCUUUUAUAUUUAAAAAAAUUUGGAUCUAAACCGACACCAUUGAAUUUGUCAAAUUACAAUUGGAAGGAAUUAUUCAAACUAAGAAGUUCUAGUCAAGCAAAGAUAUAUACAUGGGGGUCAUCACAAUUGGGUAGAUUAGGUUACUUAUUAAGCAAUGCUCCGCCGGAGAAUAUAGCAAAUUCUGGUAUUCUGAAAAACGUUCAUACACCAACGAAUUUGACGACUUUCAACGGAUUUGUCAUUAGUGAUAUUAGCGCAGGGGGUUUUAGUUUUCAAAUCCUUACUAAUGAGGGAGACUUGUAUUUCACGGGUGCGGACUGGAAUAAGGGAGAGAGGUCUACUCUGACUCCUGGUCCAUUUGAAACCUUUGAUUAUAAGUCAACCGCUGCCUCAAUUCCUCGUGUUGAAAGCCUAGGUUCUAGAAGAUCACUAAAUGGUAUACUGAUGCCGUUUAUGGGAAGAAGAUACGAUAGAGAUAUUGAAGCACCAACAUCAACCCCAUCUGCUGAUAGACAAACAAACCCAAAUUUAAGGAAACCGUCUGAUCAAUUAGAUUUAAGUCUACCCGAUCCUACAGGGUCUUCAAUGAAGCAUCAAAAGAAAGUAAAAGAAACAAAUUUUGUCACGAAACUAUUAUUGCCUGAUAACCCUGAAUUUCCCGACAGAUAUGUCACUUCGAUAUCAAGUGGGAGAGAGCAUAUUAUUGCUAUUGAUAACUACCAUAAUAUCAUUUCCUGGGAUACCGGAAAUACUAGUAAUGUUGGGGUCCAUAUAAAAUUUGAAGGAUUAAGAUAUGACUCAAUAAAUAAAAUUUCUGCUGGUUGGAAUUUGCUGGCAUGUUAUAUCAAUCACAUCGGUAUCGUUGUUUGGUAUUCGAGGGCCCCUGUUACGAAAGAAUCAUCUGAGGCCAGUACCAUGAUUUCAAAUGCAAAUUACCUUGUCAUUCCUAAUACUGAUAACUGUAAAAUUGAUGAUUUUCUUUCAGGCUGUGACUUCAUAUUAUAUAUAAAAGAUGGACUGCUAAUGCGAUUCAAUUUACAUACUUCUGGAUAUGCGUCCGGGUCUGUUGAUAGGAAUUUAGUCGAAGAUCCGUUCCCGGUCUUGGGAUUUGAUAAUUGGUUAAACAAUUAUAAUAUCGAUAACAACGGUAAAGCGUCUUUCACCAAAAUUACCGGCUGCUAUAACAGCUUUUCUAUAUUUACAAAUGACGGCAUGGUAUUACUAGGAAAUAAGGCUUUAAGUGACGAAGAGUCGGAAGAACCCCCGAUUAUCAUACCUCAGCUACAAAAAAACCAUAUAAUACAUGUGGUAAUAGGAGACUACCACUACAUGGCCUUAACUGAUGAAGGUGAUUUAUACAGCUGGGGUACUGAGUCAAGCAGAUGUGGCUGUUUAGGUUUAGGUGCAAAAGAUGAGUUUGUCAGCCAAAAUUCUAAUAACGUGGUUACAGAUUUAGGUCCAGGAAAAGGCAUGGUAGUUCACAAUCCAACUUUGGUCAAAUCACCUUCGCCUGGUGGAAAAUGGUUAGCUAUUACUGCAUCUGGCUGGAAUUCAGGAGGUAUAUAUAUCCCAAAGUAG
This is a messenger RNA of Debaryomyces hansenii CBS767, 1722 nucleotides long. RefSeq names its product SCF ubiquitin ligase complex subunit. The coding region runs from base 1 to 1722 and encodes 573 amino acids. The transcript has a single exon. Lineage: Eukaryota; Fungi; Ascomycota; Pichiomycetes; Serinales; Debaryomycetaceae. The record is from RefSeq and is a predicted model, not a curated record. Gene Ontology annotation, cellular component: cytoplasm. Gene Ontology annotation, molecular function: guanyl-nucleotide exchange factor activity; protein binding.